CAUAGGAGAAAAAAGUUUCAACUUUCUGGUCAACUCACGCGCCUUCUCUAAACCCACCCUUUACAAUUCUCUCGUGUAUUUACAGUACAAUUUUAGCUUGAUCUGAUAAAAGUACAACUGGAAGAAUUUGGGGUUUGAUGACUAAUUCUUUGGAGUUAAUUCUUGUUUUGUUUUUUUUGGAAAGCUGCCUUCUUGAAUUGACUACUUCUUGAUUCGGUUAGUUGGUUUUUGUGUUAAAGCUGAGUUCUUUUUUUGUCUAUUUUAAGGUUUUGUGCAGUGUGUGUGUUUGAUGCCACUGUUUUUGAGUUCUUGGAUGAAAAAUCUGAGGUGGGGCAGUGAGAUUGUUGUUGUGAAGUUUGUGAUUUAGAUAUUUUGGGAGGUGUUUUUUGAGAAGGCUGCAAUUGGGGUUGGUGGUAAAUGCAGCAAAGACUUAAUCUUUCUGUGGGAUUUCAGCUCUUUUUGCUAUAUUGGUUUUGCCAGGUGUUUGAUGCUAUCGUUUCUUGAGUUUUUAUCUGAGGUGGAUCAGUGAGAUUGUUGUUGGGAAGUUUGCGAUUUAGAGGGAUUUUUAGGAGGGAGGUGAAAGCUCUUUUGCUCUAUUGGGGUUUACAGGUAUUUGAUGCCACUGUUUGUUGAGUGUUUUGGUUGAAAUUUUGAAGUGUGUCAGUGAGAUUAUUGUAGAGAAGUUUGUGAUUUAGAUAUUUGAAAGGUGUUCUUCAGAAAAACUGAAUUAGGUUGGUGGUAAAUGCAGCAAAGACUUGAUCUUUUGUGGGAUUUUGAAGAAGGGUGUGAAAGCUCAUUUGCUCUAUUGGGUUUUAUAGGUGUUUGAUACAAGUGAUUCUUGAGUUUUUUGCUUGAAAAUUAGAAGUGGGCCAGUAAGAUUCUUCUUGGAGAUUUUGUGAUUUCGAUAUCCGAAAGGUGUUCUUCGGUAGGAUUGCAACAGGGUUGGUGGUAAAUAUAGCAAAGACUUGAUCUUUGUGGGAUUGUCUGAAGGGGGUGAACACCUGUUUGGUUAACUGGUGUUGUUGGGAGGUUUGAGAUAUUCAUGAGAAGCAUUGUCUGCUUUGUUGAUGCUGAUUCAAGAAGAAAUGGGUGUGAGAGGAGUAUCCCAAUUGUCUGUUUUCACCAUUAUCCUUUUUACUAUAGUGGCAGCAAAUCCCGUGAGUAAUAGGCCAGAGGAUCAUUUACUGGCCAAACAAAUCAGUUCUGUGGGGAUUAACCAGGAAUUGGCUGAGGAGUUAUGGUUGAACUGUAGGCUAGAGUUGGUACAUUCUAAUGAAGCUGUUGAAGAUCUUGAGUUUAGUGAUCCUGGAGAAGAAGCAAACGGAAUCUUUACUAACAGAAGAUCAUUAACUAAAAAUAAAGAGAAAAAUGCCAAUCUACUCAUCAAGGAAGCCCUUAUGGGUUGUCUAGUGAAGAAAAAUCUUCUGUUUCUUAUUUCGGGAGAGGAGAAGCAUUCACCUACAUGGUAUACCAGAUGCAUGGACUUCCUCUUUUCCUGGUAUGGUGCACCUAGACGGCGUGAAUUGCUUCAGGUUGGAGAUGCGCCAGCUCCUGCUCCUGCUCCAGCUACUUCCAGUUCUGAAACUCCCAAUUCUCCGCCACCUGCCCGUCCUCCUACGAUGCCAUUUUUUCCUCGAGACUACAAUGAUUCUAGCAAAACCUCUGGUCCUAGUGAUCAGUCUUCUACUAGUCAAAACUCUACUUCGGAUGGUCAAUCAAAUAAGAAAAAAAGCAGCACUAAAACAGUUUUGGUUGCAGUUCUUGUGACUGCUGCAGUCACAUUUAUUGUUGUUGCGCUCUUUUUUAUAUGCUAUUGCAAGGUUUGUGGGGUUGGAUACAGAAAGGGGAAAAAUGAUGAGAGGCCUCUUCUUAGCCUAAGCAUAAGUGACUAUUCUGUUGCUUCAAGGCACGGUAGUGCUGGUAAUCAUUCAGUCAGUGAUGAUUCCCACAAUAAAAUGGGUAAAACUUUCUACAUGGAGCCGAACGCUCUUAAUGGUUCUAAAAGUGAGAUCCCUUUGGGAACUGUUACAGGCAUUGCUGUGGCUGCAGCAGGGGUUUCUGAGCAGAUACCGCCUGGAAGAAUGGGGAUGCAUGGACAGCCUCCGCUUAAGCCUCCGCCUGGUAGGGUAAAUCCUUUUGAAGAUCCUACUAGUCCAGUCCCUCCUCCACUACCUCCUGCCAAGAUAACUAAUCUCGCUGCUCCAUCCCCACCGCCACCGCCACCGCCACCAAAGCCUUCAGCUGGCGGUCCACGUCCUCCUGCACCAGGGCCGCCUCCUCCACCACCCAUACCAAUUCGUGCUAAGGCUGGUCCUCGUCCGCCACCACCUCCGGGACCUGGUGUUACUCCACCUCGUCCUCCUCCCACAGGCUUGAAGCCACCUCGACCUUCGCCUCUUGGAUCAAAUGCAUCCUCUAGUGCUUCAGUUGAGGGAUCUGAGAGUGAUCCUUCUAAAACGAAGCUAAAACCUUUCUUCUGGGAUAAGGUUCUAGCAAACCCUGACCAUUCAAUGGUUUGGCAUCAAAUCAAAUCAGGAUCAUUCCAAUUUGAUGAAGAUAUGAUAGAGAGUCUCUUUGGAUAUGCUCAUGCUGAUAAAGACAAGAAUGGUCCAAAGAAGGACUCUAUGCUCCAAGAUGGUUCUAAACAAUAUGUUCAAAUUAUUGAUCAAAAGAAGGCACAAAAUUUAGCUAUUCUUCUUAAAGCCUUAAACGUGACAACUGAAGAAGUUUGCGAUGCCCUUAAAGAAGGAAAUGAGCUUCCAUCUGAACUCCUUCAAACUUUGCUUAAGAUGGCACCAACUGCUGACGAAGAAUUGAAGCUGAGGCUCUACAAUGGGGAUCUCUCUCGGCUUGGGCCUGCGGAACGAUUCCUGAAAGUCUUGGUUGAUAUUCCAUUUGCCUUCAAAAGACUUGAAUCCUUGCUCUUUAUGUGCAGUCUUGAGGAGGAGGCAUCAAUGGCUAAAGAAUCAUUUGCUACUUUGGAGGCUGCUUGCACGGAACUACGGAAGAGCAGGUUGUUUCACAAGCUCCUUGAGGCGGUUUUGAAAACUGGCAAUCGUAUGAAUGAUGGAACAUUUCGUGGUGGUGCUCAAGCAUUUAAACUUGACACGCUUCUGAAACUAUCAGAUGUAAAAGGAAUAGACGGCAAAACUACGUUGUUGCAUUUUGUUGUUCAAGAGAUAAUCCGUUCAGAAGGUAUACGAGCUGCCCGUGCCAGAGAUCGAGGGAGCGUGUCUAGCAUCAAGUCUGAUGAUCUACCCGAGGAUCAGUCUCAAGAUGCAGAGGAGUAUUAUCGAAGCACUGGUCUACAGGUUGUUUCAGGUUUGAGUAGUGAACUUGAAAAUGUGAAAAAAGCUGCAAUUUUGGACGCGGACAGCUUAACAGGCACAGUAUCCAAGCUUGGUCGUGCACUAAAAGAAUCACGGGAUUUCCUAAAUUCAGAAAUGAAGAACGUAGAUGACGAAAAUAGGUUUCACCAGACCCUGAAGAGUUUUGUGCAGAAUGCUGAGCUUGACAUCAUGUGGUUAUUCGAGGAAGAAAAAAGAAUUAUGGCCUUAGUUAAAAGCACAGGGGAUUAUUUCCACGGAAAUGCUGGGAAAGAUGAAGGUUUACGAUUGUUUGUUAUCGUUCGUGAUUUUCUGAUAAUAUUAGAUAAGGUAUGCAUAGAGGUGAAAAAUGCUCAGAGAAAGCUAAACGGCACGCCAAAGAAGGAGAAUGUGGCAAGUAAAACUUCAGAGUCCACCAAUCCACCGCCCCUCGAUCUCCGACAGAAGCUUUUUCCAGCUAUCACAGAUAGAAGAAUCGAUGAUUCUAGUUCGGAUGAUGAUGCUUCUUAAGGUAAGGGAUCUGAGUCAUUUUCGAGCUCAAGUAUGGUAAAUAUGGAAAUGAGAUUUAGUUUUUGAAAGUCGUGCUAACAGAGGGAUCUCAAUUUGAGGCAACAGAGGUGCUUGGAGUUGCUCAAAGACGACGAUAUGGCUAGUACAUGACUCUAUUUCAAUAUUUUUCACUUGUACUUGGAAAAUUCUUAUUCAUUUUUUCUCCAGUUUAGUUGAUAAUUCUUUUUUUAAAAAUAUGUAAUUGAACAAAGUAGCUAUGUUGAUUAUUAUCUAUGGUGUUGACUAAUUGAAAUGGUAGAUUUGUUAUUCAUCAUAA
Molecule: messenger RNA, 4152 nt
Organism: Solanum stenotomum
Lineage: Eukaryota; Viridiplantae; Streptophyta; Magnoliopsida; Solanales; Solanaceae
Product: formin-like protein 5
Exons: 7
Coding region: 1068-3836 (922 amino acids)
Biological process (GO): actin cytoskeleton organization; actin nucleation
Molecular function (GO): actin filament binding
Source: RefSeq, a predicted model, not a curated record